UAUUUCUUUCUGAUUAAAAAAGAAGAAGAAAGCUAGAGAAAGAGUCAAAAAUAAUAACAUCUGAGAUUAAAUCUGAUUGAAUGUGAUGCAUCCUCUAACUAAGUAACAUGUAGCAUCAUCACCUAGCUCAACCCCCAUACACAUUGACUUAGUUGCUGAGACAUAAAGACACUGAUUACACUGGUUCCUGGACCUCCUGACUGACAGUUGGCCUGACCAAUCUGUCAUCAACUCUCAUUAAAUUGCACUGGCAUAAAUACUCAGAAUACACUACAUUACUGUCUGGUCCACUCAGCAUACCUGCUCCCCAAUCCCAGAGCCCUGGGUUUCUCCUGACCCACCUGAACUGACCAGGAAAAACUCCAGGCCUUCAUUAUUAAAGGAGAUACACUUCACAGAGCUCAAAAGGCUGAGUUUGGUUUCAAUGAGCACCAUCAGAAUGAGGCCAUCAACUACAUGCGCUUUGCACGCUCCAAGAGGAUCAUCAGACUCAAGACCAUUGACUCCUGCUUCGAGGACCUUAAAGACAGCAGGCUAGUGGAGGAGACAUUCACAGUGGAUGAGGUGCGGGACAUGCUGGACGGGCUGCAGCUGGUUGUGCGAGGGGAGGUGGAGACAGAGCUCAUCAACACGGCCCACACCAACGUGCUGCUGCUUCGGCAGCUCUUCUCCCAGGCUGAAAAGUUCUACCUCCGCCUGCAGACUGACAUAUCAGAGCUGGAGAACAGAGAGUUGUUAGAGCAAGUGGCUGAGUUUGAGAAUACUGAGUUUAAAAACCCAAAUAAGACUAACCAAGAAAUUAGCAAGCCCAAGUUAGCACCGCUGAAUGAAGGUGGGGUAUCUGAACUUCUCAACAAGGAGAUAUCAAGGCUACAAGAAGAAAAUAAUAAGCUCAAAGGCAGGCUCCGGACUUUGGAAACCCAGGCCAUGGGUGCGUUGGAUGAGAAGACCAGGGCGGAGAGAGCUCUCAAAGACUUGCAGAAGGUCAAGGGGGAACAGCAAAUGGCCACCCGUUCUCAGGAGAUCACUAGUCUGGAGGACACGGUGGCAGCACUGCAGGAAGACUACCAGAAGUCCCUGAGUGUCAACGCUGCCUCCCAAAGAGACCUGCAGGACAACCUGGUGUCUGCCAAACAUGACCUGCUCAGGGUACAGGAACAACUGUCCCUGGCAGAGAAGGAGCUGGACCGGAAGUUCCAACAGACUUCUGCCUACCGCAACAUGAAGGAGAUCCUCACCAAGAAAAAUGAGCAGAUCAAGGACAUCAGGAAACGGCUUUCAAAAUACGAGUCUGAUGAAUGAACCCUUUGCAUCACACAACAAGACACAAAAUGGAGGUUAAAAUACACGACAAAGGGUAGAAAUGGCCCAAAAGUUGGGACUGUCACUCUGGAGAAGGUUUUUGCCCGUUUACCAUUUAUUCUACCCCACUGCAGGAGCAGGUGCUUUGAACAAAAAAUUGAAUUGAGAAUAUCACCUGUAGUUCAGAACCUUUCAGAAGAAUCGUAUCAUCUCGCUGAUCCAGCAGCUUUUGUAGUCAUUGGCUUUAGGAGAUGAUUGCAGGGUAUUAAGGGUUAGGGGCUAAUCGACAGAGCCUCCUAUGGUCAGUCUCACUGGGAGAUAUCUAGGAGCUGGAGCUUUGUGUGUUUAGUAGUAGGUUUUCCUCAUUGCACUAUGCAAGUACUUUCACGUCCUUGACUUGCUGUCUAAAACGGAGGCCUUCUGAAUAGGAGAGAUAUGCUUGAAGCUCUGGUGCUGUCUAUAUCUGAUGGUGAUGGGUAAAUUUUUCCAUGACACCAAUAUAAAUUAUUGGCUCUUCUCAAGACUGUAUAAUCUUUUUCACCUAUUUCUAUGUAGCUGGGGUAUCAUGCAACAUCUGUUUAUAUGUAUUCAGCUGGCGGAAUUGAGCUCCAAGUUUUAAUGAUAGUGAAUAGUCAUGGCUAAUGGUACAUAUUAUGAAUCGCAGCAUAACAUUCCAAAAUAUCUUGAGGGGAAGGUUUUGAGGGAAACGUUUACGUAUGAUUUGACAUGUUUUCUUAUUUUUCUUACAAUUUUUAUCCUGUUUUAGCAUGUAAAAAUGAUUGGAACGAUCAGAGGUUGGACCUAAGCAAAUGUAUAAGUACUUCCCUACACAUAUAGAAUAUUUUUAUGGGAACAGUGAACUUUUUUGUCCUUAACCCUGAUAAUAGCCUGGUAUCAAGGCAUAUAUUGUAUUCCGUCUGGUACCAGGCCAGAGGCAUAUGUGUGUAAUAUGACAAAAAUUCUAUGUUGCUGUCUUUGACGUAAUGCUCUUGUAGAGUAUGAUACACGACCACCUAUGUCAUAUUAGACGUGUAUGUGUGAUAUGUUUGAAUUGUUGUGGGGUAAUAAAAGCUGUUACCAAAA
This is a messenger RNA of Oncorhynchus mykiss (rainbow trout), 2385 nucleotides long. Lineage: Eukaryota; Metazoa; Chordata; Actinopteri; Salmoniformes; Salmonidae. The record is from RefSeq and is a predicted model, not a curated record.